AACGCCCAGCCAUUAGACCCUCCUCGCUUCUGCAGCCCGGCGUUCGCCUGUCUGAAAAACGGCAGCGCUGCUGAGCACGGGGUUAGGCUGCUGCUGGGGUCUGCUAGUUGGAAUCUGUGCGGGAGGAAAGGAACCAUAAUACUGCAACCUUUAAUCCAGCAGGUUUAAGGGCCGUGUUUGCUCGCUCCUGUCGGGAUUAUGGACCCGCGGAAAGUGACCGAGUUGAAGGCUUUUGUGCAGCUGUGCACGGAUAAUCCCGCCGUGCUGCACCUGCCUGAGAUGGACUUCUUUCGGAGCUGGCUCAAGGGGCUGGGAGCCACCAUUCCAUUAGCAACCAAAAACGACGGCUCCUCAUGCAAGGGAAGCUGCCCAUGUGAUGCAGGGCCACCUCCCACAACAGCCCCGCCUCCACAGGCCGAGCCUUCCCCGCCCUCAGAGAGCGAGGAGAGUGAAUUAGAGAUUGACAUGGAAGGAGUGAUCGAGCCAGACACAGAUGAUGCUCAGGAGAUGGGAGACUAUGAAAACCUGGAGGUGACAGAGGAGAUGAUGGACCAGGCCAAUGAGAAGAAAGUGGAGGCUAUUGAAGCUCUGGGAGAAGGGGAGCUACAGAAAGCUUUGGAUUUGUUCACUGAAGCCAUCAAACUGAACCCCAGAUCAGCCAUCCUCUACGCCAAGAGAGCCAGUGUGUACAUUAAGAUGCAAAAGCCGAACGCUGCCAUCCGAGACUGUGACAGAGCCAUUGACAUCAAUCCAGACUCAGCACAGCCUUACAAGUGGAGAGGGAAAGCGCACAGGUUGCUCGGUCAUUGGGAGGAGGCAGUUAAAGAUUUGGCUACAGCCUGCAAACUGGACUAUGAUGAAGAUGCCAGUGCCAUGCUUAAGGAAGUUCAACCCAAAGCCAACAAGAUCCUGGAGCACCGGCGUAAAUACCAACGCAAACGGGAGGAGAGAGAGAUCAGAGAGAAGAAAGAAAGAGUGAAAAAAGCGAGAGAAGAGAACGAGAGACUACAGAGGGAGCAGGAAGCCAGGGAGCAGGCAGGUGGAGCACAUGGAGGAUUCCCAGGUGGCGCUGGUUUCCCUGGAGGUGCUCCAUUUGGGAUGCCUGGCCUGCAGGAGCUCUUUAACGACCCUGAAGUGCUGAUGGCCAUGAAGGACCCUGAAGUGAUGGCAGCAUUCCAGGAUGUGGCUCAGAACCCAGCCAAUAUCGCCAAGUACCAGAGCAACCCCAAAAUCAUGGCUCUUAUCAACAAACUCAGCUCUAAGUUCAGCGGCCCACAGCCCUAGAGGGCUAAAAGCAGAGGAGUGGGAUGGGUGGGGUGUGUGUUUUGAAUGAGUGUAAAGGUGAGGGGUUGUUUGCAGUGCUCUGAGGCAGAGCUCUCUCUCUAUAUCGCUCUCUCUCAUGGCUUAUUUUCUUCCUUUUUGCUGAUCUUCUAAGAGACUGACUGGAUAGGUGAGGUCAUGGUUGAAGUUGGAGUUACUGCGGUCUUGCUUAAUACCAAUCCAAUCCUUAUGUGCAGUGGAGCGGGUGUGGUAGGAUGGAGAAGUGUGUGUAGAAGCUUUGGAACGACACUAGGAAAGGACUUCGGUGUUAAUCUACACUGAUCCUGGAACAUUUUUUUUAGAACAUUAUACCUCCACUAGCACUGAGGGGCAGCCAAAGGCCCAGUCAUGGCAGGACUCUUCAAAUCUCAAUCGCAGUGUCCAGGCUAGGUCUAAUCCCAAUCCUAAACCUCUUCUACUAGUCCAGUUCUGAAAUCAUGCUUUGUAAAAUAUCCCCCAAAAUCAAACUAUUCGGCUAAUUAACAUGCGUUGAAGUGGGUGUGUCAGACCUAGUUAAGUGCUAAUGUGGGAACCACUGCCACAAACCCUUCUUUCACUUAAGCAGAGUAACCAUCGUAGAUUUGAUCUAGUGGUAGACUUGAUCUAUCCAUGCUUCACCUAUAAAUCGGUUCUUUCUUAGCUACAGUUGCAGUGUCGGCAAAAACCCUCAUGAGACGUUGUAGCUCGUCACAUUGUACGCUUUUGUUAAAAUGUGUAAAUUAUUUACAUCAAACUGCUACAGUGUUUGUUUACAUAAUGUUGACUCUUCAGUUUAAAAUGCUACGCUAACAAGAUGGGCUAUAUUAUUGUAGCUAUUCCACGCCGGAAAGAGCAACAAAUCUACUGCCAUGCUAACGAUAGCUUGAUUUAGCAACUGGAAACUACUAUGUACUCUUAAUGUAGUAUGCUUAGUGUAUUUUGAUAAACUGUAGUUGCAGGUGUGUCCUACAGUUUCUCAUUAUGGGAUUUUUGCCAUCUGUAACGCUUGUCCAACCAAGCAACAGUUGCUGCGAAAGAAUGCAUUUGUGGGCAGAGCUCGACUAGGUCAACUGGAUUGAACAUCCUUGGGAAGACAGGACAUCUAAAAGGCAACGGAUGUAACUCCCAAACUGAUAUGCUGGAGCAAAGACAGCAGGGGUGUUUGACAUGGUCCAAUCACUGAUUGAGUUACUGAAACUGCAAAUACAGAAAAUAAACCUGUUAAAUAUUGAUGCAUUGGACUUCGCACAGCUAUUAUAGGGUCAUGGGAAAGAGAACAGUUUUUGAAUUGGUCUUAUACAUGAAUACAGUGUUAUACACUGAGGGCCUCUGCUGAACUGGGCUGACUGUAAUGAUUCCUUUUUGAUUUUCAGAGGCAAAUCACUAAUUUCAAAUGAGAUUUCACAUCCCUUUUCAUCCUCAGGUCUUUGUUAAAGUUUUCUCUUUACCUGCAUUGUAAUCUAGAUCUUGUAUUUUUCUGUUAUUCUCUCCUAAACGCAAAAAAGGAAGAGAAUCAAAUGAUAAUGGUGUUUAUCCUUCAAAUCAAGGAGGAUGAGCGUCUCAAAUGGAGAUGAACAAUGAUGUCAAUCAAUAAAGGUUUUGGUUGCGGGAG
Messenger RNA from Pygocentrus nattereri (red-bellied piranha), 2911 nucleotides. It is a transcript of the gene st13, whose product is annotated as ST13 Hsp70 interacting protein. Gene Ontology annotation, molecular function: protein dimerization activity; Hsp70 protein binding. The transcript is spliced from 13 exons. The record is from RefSeq and is a predicted model, not a curated record. Lineage: Eukaryota; Metazoa; Chordata; Actinopteri; Characiformes; Serrasalmidae. The coding region runs from base 199 to 1284 and encodes 361 amino acids.